Messenger RNA from Zonotrichia leucophrys gambelii, 1687 nucleotides. RefSeq names its product endothelin receptor type B-like. NCBI's taxonomy places the organism in Eukaryota, Metazoa, Chordata, Aves, Passeriformes, Passerellidae. Bases 1 to 1344 code for a protein of 447 amino acids. The record is from RefSeq and is a predicted model, not a curated record. The transcript has 7 exons. Gene Ontology annotation, biological process: endothelin receptor signaling pathway; regulation of blood pressure; developmental pigmentation. Gene Ontology annotation, cellular component: plasma membrane. Gene Ontology annotation, molecular function: endothelin receptor activity.
AUGAGCACUCCUGCAGCCCCCAGCCUGGCUGUGCCCUCCUCAGCAGGACCCAUCCCCUUCCCUGCCACCCUGGCCAUUGUGCUGAGCUGCCUGCUCUCGGGGGCGCACAGCCAGACCCCUGGACCCCUCCAGGAGAGCGCGGUGCCCCUGGGGGAGCUGGGCCGGGAGCAGCCCCAGGGCCUGGUGCAUGUUGGGCUGCCAGGGGCCGUGCCCAACGCGUCGGGCGCCGCCGGGAGCCGUCCCUCGGAGGCGCCGCUGCUGCCCGUGUGCGCCCGGCCCGCCGACAUCCGCCACGCCUUCAAGUACAUCAACACCAUCGUGUCCUGCACCAUCUUCGUCGUGGGCAUCAUCGGCAACUCCACGCUGCUGCGCAUCAUCUACAAGAACAAGUGCAUGAGGAACGGCCCCAACGUGCUCAUCGCCAGCCUGGCCCUGGGCGACCUGCUCUACAUCCUCAUCGCGCUGCCCAUCAACGUCUACAAGCUCCUGGCCAAGGACUGGCCCUUCGGCGUGCAGGUCUGCAAGCUGGUGCCCUUCAUCCAGAAAGCCUCUGUGGGCAUCACAGUGCUCAGCCUCUGUGCCCUCAGCAUUGACAGGUACCGAGCCGUGGCGUCCUGGAGCCGGAUCCAGGGCAUUGGGAUCCCCAUGUGGAAGGCUGUGGAGGUGCUGCUGAUCUGGGCAGUGGCCAUCGUGCUGGCCGUGCCCGAGGCCAUCGCCUUCGACAUGGUGGAGCUGAGCUACUGGGAGCAGCACCUGUGGGUGUGCAUGCUGGCCUCGGAGCAGAAAUCCCGCUUCAUGAGGUUCUACCGGGAUGUGAAGGACUGGUGGCUUUUUGGCUUCUAUUUCUGCCUACCCUUGGUGUGCACAGGCAUCUUUUACACCCUCAUGUCCUGUGAGAUGCUGAGCAAGAGGAAUGGGAUGAGGAUCGCUCUGAAUGACCACAUGAAACGGCGCCGGGAGGUGGCCAAGACCGUGUUCUGCCUGGUGGUGAUCUUUGCUCUCUGCUGGCUGCCCCUGCACCUCAGCCGCAUCCUCAAGAAAACCAUCUACGACCAGACGGACCCCAACCGCUGCGAGCUGCUCAGCUUCCUCCUGGUGAUGGAUUAUUUUGGGAUCAACAUGGCCUCCCUCAACUCCUGCAUCAACCCCGUGGCUCUGUACUUUGUCAGCCGGAAAUUCAAGAACUGCUUCCAGUCCUGCCUGUGCUGCUGGUGCCAGAGGCCGGCCCUGAGCAUCACCCCCACGGAUGAGAAGGGCUCUGUUGGCAAGUGGAAAGCCACGGGGCAGGAGCUGGGGCUGGACCGGAGCAGCUCCCGCCUGAGCAACAAGUACAGCUCCUCCUAAAGCCGUGUCACUGUCCAGGACAAGGCACAGGGACAGCAGGGCCCCUCCGAUCCUCCCCCGGGCUCUCCCUGGCUGGGCCUGGAUCUGCUUUGCCGUCGUGUCCUCACCCAGCUGGAAGGAGCUGGAGCACUCCCCAGGACCUGCUCCAAGCCCUGACCCCAGAGGUCCCCUCAGGAGAGGGAAGGGCAUUCACAUCCUCACAGGAUUUUUCAUUUCCUCCCAGGAAAACCAAGGGACUUCUGGCCAUUGCCUCUGGGUGGAACAUGGGGUUGGGGGAUGCACGUGGGAAGGGAAGGAACAUUGGGGUGGUCACUCUGUGGGGUGAGGAGGAGAGGGAGAGUGA